ACACACCUCACUUUCUAAACGUGGGCGUUUUUUUCUGCUCAGAUAAAUGACGUCUGUAUCUAAAAGUACAGUUUAUUUCUGUGCACUUCCAGAACCACUAUACCAGACUGCAUACUGUAAUCAGUAUUCUUACAGAAGGAUUUAUUGACAUUACAAAAAUGUAUGUGCAAUGCAGAUAAUGCAGAGGAUUGUAUAAGUUCAUACAUUUAGAUCGAUAGUUUCGUUUUUAGCGUCAAUUAUUCAAUUUAUUGUCAUCUGCGCUUACUGCGCAUGCGUGCGCCGAAGCAUGGGAAAAGUUGGGUGUGCGUUUUGAACUGAGCGAGAGGAGCGAGGAGGGGAGAUGUUCUCCUGAAGCAGAGCAGCUGAUGAAUCCGGUGGGGCUCAGGAUCUUCAUAAACCUUCUGUUUAAAAAAGAAAGAAAAGCGAGAAAUCAUGAGCCAUGAUACCUGCAGGAUCCCUGUGGCUGAAUCUGAUGAAGCUGAUGCUGUUCUUCAAUCACAGAACUAACAACUAGAAGAAAAGAUGGAUGACUGUCUUCAGAAGAGUCUGAGUGUUCUGGACCGCCUCCUCCUCACACACUCCAUCUGGCUUCAGCUAUCCAUCAACCCAGACUCCGCCCUCUGCAUCCUGCAGAGAGAAAUAGUUGGGACCUUUCUGGUGUGUAAGUGUACGUCCACUCAGAGGAAGGUGCUGUGUGUGAGAGUUCAGGAGAGCAGUCUGAGUGUCACACAGUACCCCAUCCGUGAGGAAGACUCCACUUUCGCUUUAGAGAGUUCAGCCUUGAGCUUUCCCGACCUCUGCAGAUUAGUGGCCUUCUACUGCAUCAGCAGGGAUGUUCUGCCCUUCCCACUGGAGCUUCCUGAAGCUAUUGCACAAGCCACCAACCACACACAGCUAGAGACCAUCUCACACCUCGGCCUGGAGUUCUGGAGUUCGCAGGCCUCUCCAGGUCCUCCUAAUGGCCCCCCUGCUGUGUCAGUGCGCAGGACGUCCCGGACAGGAUCCCCCUGCUUUAUUAACCCCCUGUUCCUGCAGCCGCCUCCGCCCAGCCGAGGGGCUUCACACAAGCGCCACAGGUUCAAGCGCAGCCUGAGGGUCCGCGUGUCAACUGAGUCCUCCUUCUGCCUGUCCUCCGCCGAGCCGGACUGGAGUGAGUCGGACAGACUGAGGAGCGGACAGGGGGGCUCGCGGAGGGCGGGGGGACUGAGCGUGCUCAGACGGACCCCUGCUCUGGUUCCUACCUCAGAAGAAGAGGAUGAGCACAUGCUGGGAGAAAUGCCUCCAGCCACAUCGGCACCUCAGCAAGAAGAGGUGCAGGAGAUGAUUCAGGACGAGGGGGUCUGCUUGGCGUUGGAGCGGCGCCGUGCCCCGUCAUUGGCCGAGCUGGACAGCAGCAGCUCCUUCAGCAGCUUAGAGGAGGAAGACUCUCAGCUGGACGCCAGUUUGCAGUGGCCUCCCGCCGCCCGGGGCUCCCGGUUCCCAGUGGCCAACCCGGCCUCCACCCUGCGGCGCAUGAGCGCUGCCUUUGUGUGUGUGUUCGCCCCCGAGCGGAGGGUGGCCCGGCUGGUGGACGAGCUGUCCCGGGACAGGAGAUCUGUUUUCGGCUCUUUGGUCCAGGACUUCUUGGAGAAGCAGAAGGAGGAGCUGAAGACCCCGAGCUGGAGCUCCGCUGUGCAGCUGCUGCAGGGAGUGAGGAGGUUCCUCUCACAAGCUAAGAACCUCCUGCUGGAAGCUGGAGAACUGGAACCGCCCAUUGAGACACUGGUGCCUGAGAAUGAGAAAGACCUGGCCCUGGAGAAAGCUCUGUUUGGCUGUGUCCUGAAACCUCUGAAGCUUCAGCUGGGUCAGACGCUGCUGUCCCUCCACACCCAGGACGGCUCUCUCCAGAGGUUCGCCAACAGCCUGCAGGCCUGCCAGCAGGGGACGCUAGAGCGCCUGGGCGUGCGCUCCGGGGUCCUGGAUGCUCAGGGCAUUGAAAGGGCUAAGAAGAAGCUGACUUUAAUGCAGCGAAGCCACUCGCCUAUAGACAAAGUGCUGCUGCUUCUACAGGUGUGCAAGAGUGUGUAUAAGGCCAUGGGAUCACAGCCUGGUCAGGACUACAGCUCGGAGGACUUCCUGCCAGUACUGUCUUAUGUAGUAGUCCAGUGUAACAUCCCACAACUCAUGCUGGAGACAGAGUACAUGAUGGAGCUGCUGGAGCCGUCAUGGCUGACAGGGGAAGGAGGGUACUACUUGACGAGCGUCUACGCCAGCGUGUGCCUAAUCCAGAGCCAGCCUGGGACCCCAUCCACCAGCGGCUUAACCAACGAAGCCCGAGAGAGUUUAAGAGAGUGGAGCAGGAGACGAGGCCAAGAGGCCAAGAUCCAAAGAGAGAGCCAGCAGAACCAGAGGUUCGUGCGUAUCCUGUUCCAGAACACAGAGCGCAGUGCGGCGCAGACCCUGCACUGGAAGGCGGGCGAGAGCGUGGAGGUGUUGACCCAGACCUGCGCCGGGGUGUUCGGGGUGAACGAUCCUCAGCACUACUGCCUGUUCUGGAGGACCGGAGGGGAGAUGCAGCCCCUGCCUGCGCACACACAGCCCCACGAGCUGGGCACCCACUCGGAGGGCGCCUCCACCCUGUCCUACCUGCGCAGGGACCACGACUUCAGCAAGAUGCGCAGGCUGACCAGAGGAGGCGCUGUGGACAUCGAGGAGUCGGUGUGUGAGGAGUGAGAGGAGCGGACAGGAGGCGAGGACUUUGACUUCGGUUCUUCAGUUCGCUUCAGAGAAGAUCUUCGCUUCACUGGCCCUGAAUUCCACAGGGGUUCGGUGCGAAGGACUGUGGAGUGUGUGUGUGCUUGCGUGUGUGUGUGUGUUUGCUUGCGUGUGUGUGUUUGCGUGUGUGUGUAUGUGUGGGUGAGUGUUUACUUCAGAUAUUGCAAAAAUGCUCAGUUUUGAUGCUCAGUUUUGCGUGUCAGUCUGCCACCGAAGACUCAGCGAGGCUGAGAAGUUGGAGAAUGAGCUGGAAUGGAGAACGAUCCUUGGCAAUAAUGCUUAAAGCAAUAUUUGCCGACAAAGGAAUCAGGAACCUUCACUUUUUUAAAGAACUCCUGCUGCACACAAUCUUCAGUAUCCGUGGUUCUAGCUGUCAGUGUCAUGAGUGUGGUUGCCAAGGGUCUUUGCCUGCCGAACUUCUAUACCAAAGUGUUGAACAUGAUGUCUUUAUACAGCAUCUUUUUUUUAACAGGUGGGUGAACAAAAGAAAUCUCUAUCUCUAUACAUAUACAUAUAUACAUAUAUAUAUAUUUAUUAUGUACAGUCACACACGUAUGCAUCUGAGAUGCCCCAAGUGUCAGUAUGAAGCAAGCAGGCUCUAUCUGCGGUAUUGUAGUGCUUUAAAAUGAAAAGAAAGACGACAGAGGAGAAGGUUUCUGGUCUCGUAACAGAACAUCUUAUUAUUUUCUAGUAUUUCGAUUUUGUCUCUGGUAUCUUUUUAAACCAUAAAACUUGAAAAAAAAAUAAUUGUGCUUAAUUUCGAGCUACUUUCCUUCGCUCAGUAUUGACUGAACUGAAUGAACUGAAUGUCUUUCUUUUGUAUAAAUAACGUCCAGGCUGAAAUUUCGUAAGUGAAUUCUCAAGACUUUUCACGCAAAUGGAUGUUCCGAAGAAGUUCUGGCUGGGUAGCAGAGAAGCGUCUGGCCCGUGUUUCGUACCGUGUUGCAUUCGCUGAAUGUGCUGUAAUGGUAACACCCUAUGGUGGUUUUUAAGUGAUCGCACCAACACUGCCAAGCAGACUGACUGGUUUUACGUCCACCCAUUCCGUCAUUUCCCGUCGGACGCUUAAUAUUGUACCACUUUAUUGCUGUCCUAUAUUGUACGGUUUUUAAACUCUGCAGACUUUCAGUGAGGAGCAAAUUUCACCACUCAGUGCAAAUGGACUUUAUAUUUGGAUGAUGUUGAAAUAUUUGAUUUCUGCAUGCGGCCAGUUGUGAUGAUGAGUUGUCGCUGAUGCUGAUGUCAUGUGCAUGUUUGGAUCGCUACAGUAAGAUGUUUGUUUUUUUUAAUGGAUGCACUGAUGCGACUGUGCUGUAUUUUUGUUCAGUAACAAACUGCAUUAAAUCUUUGUGAAUGCUCUGAGUGAAAAAAAUAA
Molecule: messenger RNA, 4129 nt
Organism: Astyanax mexicanus (Mexican tetra)
Lineage: Eukaryota; Metazoa; Chordata; Actinopteri; Characiformes; Acestrorhamphidae
Gene: rin1b
Product: Ras and Rab interactor 1b
Exons: 11
Coding region: 523-2712 (729 amino acids)
Biological process (GO): vesicle-mediated transport
Cellular component (GO): endocytic vesicle; cytosol
Molecular function (GO): guanyl-nucleotide exchange factor activity; small GTPase binding
Source: RefSeq, a predicted model, not a curated record